CGCAGUUUUCUUUGUCAUGGCUGUUGCUGUCGAUUUCGAUUCUCGGAGGCCGUGGUACCUUCACGUGGAUCACCCAGAUGGCAUCCAUGCCAUUUUCUCUGCUGGCCCGACAAUUUGGAAACGUAGCAGAGCAGGCAGUUCAUUUCUCUUUUCUUCUCGGAUAACUAUCCACGCUAGUGGUCGGAGAAGUUAUGAGCCACUCGAUACAAUGGCGUUCUUCGCUCUUAUCUUACGGAACAUUGCUCGGCACUGUAAGCUCUCUUACUGGGCUCUCCAUGAUCUCCGGGUGUCGAGGGAUAGCUAUUAAUGGCUUCCAACCAUCGCCAAUUAUCUCAUCAGGGGUUGGCUGUCUACAGCUUAUACUCAUCAGCUGCAGCUUUGCGCCAUCGCAGAGCUGCCCAUGCUCGCCCACUCGUCCAGCACGGUUGCUUACUCUCUUGAUUGAGGCUGUUGAAGUGAGAUUCACCUUGGUGAGACAGCCGAACCUCCCCCUGUCCAGCCUGCAGUUUGUCAUGAGUCGAUUGAUGUCGUUCCCACCAGCUGUCGAUGAUCGUCAAAGUGAGCUGCAUCUGUCUCGUCUUCGUAGUACUCACCGGACCGCCAACUACCUUAGACAGGAAGAGCUACAGCUACCCAGAGCCUUGGACACUUGGCAUGCAGUUCGCUCCAUUUGCUUUUGUAUAUGUAUUAAGUGGGCACCAUCCAUAUCCAUCAUGGGGGCCGUGUCUGUUAGCUCAGUCGUCAGUUCUCUAACCUCAUGCAAGCAAUCCGAUGACACGGGACGGAGACUUUCAGCCAAUCUCUUUGCAACUAACUCGUUAUAGCUGACCUGUCGACGUCAGUGUGGGAGCAUGGCGGGACUCGCGGCCUUCAGGCAACCUCGAUCCAAGUGGCGGAAAGUGCAUGGCCGUCGUUCACAUCCUACCAUUGCGGC
Sodiomyces alkalinus F11 is the source of this 934-nucleotide messenger RNA. RefSeq lists its product as hypothetical. Bases 192 to 824 code for a protein of 210 amino acids. The transcript has a single exon. NCBI's taxonomy places the organism in Eukaryota, Fungi, Ascomycota, Sordariomycetes, Glomerellales, Plectosphaerellaceae. The record is from RefSeq and is a predicted model, not a curated record.